Cydia fagiglandana is the source of this 2961-nucleotide messenger RNA. RefSeq lists its product as uncharacterized. Gene Ontology annotation, biological process: heme export; transmembrane transport. Gene Ontology annotation, molecular function: heme transmembrane transporter activity; heme binding. Lineage: Eukaryota; Metazoa; Arthropoda; Insecta; Lepidoptera; Tortricidae. Gene Ontology annotation, cellular component: membrane. The record is from RefSeq and is a predicted model, not a curated record. The transcript is spliced from 7 exons. The coding region runs from base 302 to 1300 and encodes 332 amino acids.
UGUAGGUACAUCGGUAUAUUCUUGUCUGCACGUUCCGCUAUUUUUAAAAUUUUACAAUAAAAUUGUAUACCUAAUAAUAGUUUGUCGAGAAUAAAGUAACUCUUUUACUACAAAAUAGAAUAAUACGUCUGGAAAAUAGUUAAAAGGAUUACAAAAAUAACCAUACCCGUGUAAGCAAUCAAGAUACUUGAUUACGUUUAAAUUUCUGUGGUGUCUAAUCAAAAUCUUAUGGAGUCUUCUUCGGCAUACCGUCCUAUCAGAAAAACUUAUACUUUAAGAGCUUACAAAAUUGGAAGAGCCAAUGGAAAGCGAAAAUCAACCGUUAAACCUUGGGAAAGAGGAAUUGAGAGUGGGUGAAGUUGACCAAAAUGUACUAAAUAAAAAUAAUCAGUUUGAAAAGAAGAAGAAAGAAGUGGCACUCAAAGUGUAUCCCCAACGAUGGUACAUACUAGCUUUGUACGUGAUGUACAUGAUAUGUAAUUCUUCACAAUGGCUUCAGUACUCUAUUAUACCAAACGCCGUGACAAAAUUUUAUGGAGUCACUAACUGGCACGUCAAUUUGACAUCGCUUGUGAUGAUGGGAUGUUAUUUGCCAUUAGCAUUGCCCGCUGCAAGUUUUAUGGACCGGAUUAGCCUCAGGUGGACAGCUAUUCUUGGCUCAUCAGGAACUGCGCUUGGUUCCUGUAUCAAGGUGUUCUCCGCUACUCCUGGUGGUUUCUAUGUAACUCUGACCGGCCAGACUGUGGUAGCCGUCGCCCAAGUCUUAAUGCUGAGCGUACCGCAGAAAUUAUCAAGCAUUUGGUUUGGGGAACGUGAGGUGUCAUCAGCCUGCAGUAUUGGAGUCUUUGGUUUCCAAUUCGGUCUAGUUGUGGGAUUUUUCUUGCCUCCAAUAUUAGUCUCAGACCACGAUGACCCAAACCAGAUUGGAGAUGAUUUAUUCAAAAUGUUUGCUUAUUUUGCAGCUACGUCUAGUUUAGUAGCAUCUUUAGUUGUUUUCACUUUUAAGGCCGAACCACCUUUACCACCAACUCUAAGCCAAGCGAGAGCAAGAUUGGCAACCAAAAGUAACUUAAGCUUGUACAUGAGAACCCUUAAAAGAAUUUUUUCUCAACGUAGUUUGGUAGCACUUUUUAUUACUACGGGCAUCAAUAAUGGAUGUUUUAAUGGCCUCUCCACUUUGUUAAGUCAGAUAUUUGUGAAUUAUUUUCCGGGUCAAGAAGAAACCGCCGGUAACAUAGGCGUGCGUGACUAUGAUAGUGUUCGGUAUGACGGCAUCUGUGACAUAUGGCUUCAUUCUUGACAAAACGAAGAAAUUCAAGUUUAUGCUUAUAUUUAUUUACUACAUGUCUGCUGUUGCUAUGGCAACGUUAACUGCACUUUUGGUUUACUGUAAGGUGGUGUGGGUUAUGUUCGCUGGGGCAGCUUUUGUUGGAACAUUUCUCUGUGGAUUUACUGCCGUGAGCUUCGACGUUGUAACCGAACUGACUUACCCCGAGUCCGAACUUAUCAUUGGAACUAUUAUGAACAUGAUGUCUUUACUAUUCACUUUUGCGACAACCUUAACGUUUGGGUAUAUUAAUGAGACACUCGGUUACUUCUGGGGUAACGUCGGAUUCGUAGUAACCCUAGUAUUUGGAGCUACGUGCACGUUGCCAAUAAAAUUUGAACUUAAAAGGACGUUGGCACAGAGACCAAAAUUAAACGAAGACAAGCGUGAAUUUAUUCACUGAAAUGAAAUAUAUAGAUGGUCAAGCAAAUCUUGUCAGUAGAAAAAGGCGCGAAAUUCAAAUUUUCUAUGAGACGAUAUCCCUUCGCGCAUACGGAUUUCAAAUUUGCCGCCUUUUUCUACUGACAAGAUCUGGUUGACCAGCUAUACCUACUAAUUUUGUACCUAAAAUAACCCGCCCACAUCAAUACAUUUAAGGAAUCACUGUCAAGUUAAUAACAAUGCUGUUAUGGAAAUAAUAUACUCGUACCCUUGGAUCCAAUAUCACAAAGCGGGUGUGUAUGUCCCUUUGGUAUACGGAUGCGUUAUUAUCCCCACAUUAUUUAGAUAGGUAGCUACCUAGUUUUGUUUAUCAAAAUUUGUGUUUUGUUGGAACGAGUAUAUGAUAUAACCAAAUUUUAACACAUAUAUAAUUAAUAAAGAUGUAUAAAAAAUUGGACUUAAAUAAAGACAUUUUGUUCUGUUAUUUUACAACAAUAAUCAAUGCACUACCUAAUUUAAGUAAACGAAUAUUUCUUAUCCAUACUAAGAUUCCAAUUUGCCUCAUUAUAAUGCUUUAGAAUAUAAUAAUUUAAUGUAUGUAAAAUAAAAAUAAAAAAUUCACUUGUACCAAGUUACCUACUACAAUAAAAUACCCUACAAACACGUGUCAUGUGCUAUCAAAUUACAUCAAUACAUUUGAAUUAUUAACUUGGCAUAUUUAUUUAUAAUAAUACAAACAGGAAAAUAACUCACCAGGAAUAUUCCCCGUAAAAGGCGUCUAUUUCCAUUUUCAUGACACAAAAGGUAAAGUUGUAAUAGGUAGCUAGUUAUGAUACAUCGGUAGAAACUCUCCAAUCUCCAUACACAAUGAUUUAUGUUACAUGUAUUAAAACCGUAUACAAUAGAAGUUUACCGUAUUGCUUAAGGCACUGGUCCCACCGCGAGCUAGUAAGCUAUGAGCUAUCGGCUAUAAACACGUACAAAAGAUAAGCACUCCCGUGUAAAUAAAAGAGACACGGCGACAUUUAUAGUUACUCGCCCAGCGGUGAGAUUGGAUGGAUUACCUACCAUAUUAAUAUACCUAUUAUCAGGUAUUAUUUAUUUAUUUAUUUAUUUAAACUUUAUUGCACAUAAAAUUAUAAGUACAAAGGGCGGACUUAAUGCCAUAAGGGAUUCUCUACCAGUCAACCACUGGGCCAAAAAGAGACGGUUGUUAGGUGCAAGGUGUAUUAUGAAGGAUACAAAUCCGUUCU